AUGGACCAACUGUACGGUCUUUACUCUCCCUCCUCCUCCGAUUACCAUCACCCGCCUCCAUUUCCGCCGAAAAAUCUGAUUUCUCCAUCUCAUUACCCGAAUUUUAAUUCUCCUGCGCCAUUUCCGAUCUUUGGAUUCGACCAGCUGUUGUCGGCGUCGUCUGUGGCGGUCUCUGAUGCAACUUCCAUGGUGGCUCAAAUUCAAGGAGGAGGUUCUGGAGAUGAGGUUUCCAGUGCUAUUCGAACCCAAAUCGCUACUCAUCCUCUCUAUCCUAAACUUCUCCAUGCUUACAUCGAGUGCCAGAAGGUCGGAGCGCCACCGGAGGUGGCGUAUCUGUUGGAAGAAAUCAGGAGAGGAAGCGAGCUUUGUAGAAGAAACACCGUUUCCACUUGCUUGGGUGCGGAUCCCGAGCUGGAUGAGUUCAUGGAAACCUACUGCAAUGUACUAAUGAAAUAUAAAUCGGAUCUCGCCAGGCCUUUCGAUGAAGCCACCGCGUUUCUGAACAACAUAGAGACGCAGCUCAAUACUCUCUGCAAUGGUGCUUCCCGAAGCUACGUUUCCGACGAAGUAGCUAGGUCAUUAGAGGAAGGCUUAGAGGAAGUAGAGGGUGGGAAGUUGAAGACAUGGAGGAGUACAAGGAGUGUGGCCUUCACAAAUGAAAUACUAAGCAAGAAGAGGUGUCUGAACUAA
Messenger RNA from Vitis vinifera (wine grape), 690 nucleotides. RefSeq names its product homeobox protein knotted-1-like 6. The transcript has a single exon. NCBI's taxonomy places the organism in Eukaryota, Viridiplantae, Streptophyta, Magnoliopsida, Vitales, Vitaceae. The record is from RefSeq and is a predicted model, not a curated record. Gene Ontology annotation, cellular component: nucleus. Gene Ontology annotation, molecular function: DNA binding. The coding region runs from base 1 to 690 and encodes 229 amino acids.